Musa acuminata AAA Group (dessert banana) is the source of this 1162-nucleotide messenger RNA. Its product is annotated as tetraketide alpha-pyrone reductase 2. Lineage: Eukaryota; Viridiplantae; Streptophyta; Magnoliopsida; Zingiberales; Musaceae. The transcript is spliced from 6 exons. The coding region runs from base 1 to 963 and encodes 320 amino acids. Gene Ontology annotation, molecular function: oxidoreductase activity, acting on the CH-OH group of donors, NAD or NADP as acceptor. The record is from RefSeq and is a predicted model, not a curated record.
AUGCCGGAAUACUGUGUGACCGGAGGAACAGGUUUCAUUGCGUCCCACCUCAUCAGAGAACUGCUAAGCAGAGGCCACACUGUCCGGGCAACGGUCAGAGAUACAGAGGACGUGGCCAGGGUUGGGUUUCUGUGGAGCAUGGGUGGAGCCAAGGAGCGGCUGAAGCUGGUGAAGGCAGACCUGCUGGUGGACGGAAGCUUCGACCUUGCCGUUGACGGCGUUGACGGUGUCUUCCACACUGCAUCACCUGUCUUUGUUCCGCAAGACCAAAACGUCCAGCAAGCUCUGAUAGAUCCAGCCAUACAAGGCACUACGAAUGUGCUCAAAUCCUGCUCCAAAGCAAGCUCGGUGAGGCGUGUCGUCCUCACCUCUUCCUGCUCUUCCAUCAGGUACCGAUAUGAUGUCACUCUGGUUUCCCCACUCAACGAGUCACACUGGAGCGACCCCGAAUACUGCAAAAGAUACAACCUGUGGUAUGCAUAUGCGAAGACAUUGGCUGAAAAGGAAGCAUGGAGAUUAGCAGAGCAUUUUGGCAUCAAUCUAGUGGUAGUGAAUCCAUCUUUUGUCGUCGGACCAUUAAUUGCACCACGACCAACGAGCACCCUCCUCCUCAUACUCUCCAUCUUGAAAGGAAAUAUUUCCUGGUACCCGAACACAACCAUGGGAUUUGUUCACGUUGAUGAUGUAAUCUUCAGCCACAUUCUUGCCAUGGAGGACAGCAGAGUCUCCGGAAGGCUCAUUUGUUCCGGUAGUGUUGCCCGCUGGUCGGAGAUCAUGGAGAUGAUUAGAGCAAACAACCCAUCUUAUCCGAUGCCAUCCAAGUGCAAUGACCAGGAAGGUGACAACAAUCCACACAGCAUGGACACUACCAAGAUCAGGGAACUCGGGCUUCCAUGUUUCAAAACUCUCCCACAGAUGUUUAAUGACUGCAUCAAGAGCUUCCGAGAGAAGGGACUCCUGUGAAAUAAGAUGGCCAACAGAAGGGAUAUCAGUGAAAUAAGGUCCUUGAAAGUGACACAUCACAGCCAAUUAACAUGAAAAAAAAACCAUAGUUUAGAUAUCCACUUAGCCUUAGAUGCUAUGAUGCUUUCAUGAUUCAUCUAUUUUUGUUUAAUUUAGAUUAACUUUUCCAUUCAGUCUGCUUCCACAUGAUUUGUCACAU